AUGCAGGGUCGUUUAUCUGCUUGGCUAGUCAAGCACGCGAUAAUUCAUAGAUCUUUGGGCUUUGAUUAUCAAGGAAUAGAGACUUUACAAAUAAAGCCCGAGGAUUGGCAUUCUAUUGCCGUCAUUUUAUACGUAUAUGGUUACAAUUAUCUACGCUCCCAAUGUGCCUAUGAUGUAGCACCUGGUGGACUGUUAGCUAGUGUGUAUCAUCUUACCAGAAUAGAGUAUGGUGUGGAUCAACCAGAAGAGGUAUGCAUAAAAGUAUUUGCCUCGAGGAGGAAUCCUAGAAUUCCGUCCGUUUUCUGGGUUUGGAAAAGCGUGGAUUUUCAAGAACGAGAAUCCUAUGAUAUGUUGGGAAUCUCUUAUGAUAAUCAUCCGCGCUUGAAACGUAUUUUAAUGCCUGAAAGUUGGAUAGGAUGGCCCUUGCGUAAGGAUUAUAUUUCCCCCAAUUUUUAUGAAAUACAAGAUGCUCAUUGA
Messenger RNA from Salvia miltiorrhiza (redroot sage), 477 nucleotides. NCBI's taxonomy places the organism in Eukaryota, Viridiplantae, Streptophyta, Magnoliopsida, Lamiales, Lamiaceae. The record is from the annotation of a RefSeq genome assembly.